UAUAAAAGGGCUGGCUAGGUAAUCUGGGGGCACAGUCGACAAGCGUCGUCGGUUACAAAGACAAACAAAUCCCACAGCAAAAUGUUCAAACUGACCGUAUUUCUGGCUAUCAUCGCCUUUGCCCAAGCGGGCAUUGUGGCCCCAGUAGUGCCAGUGGCCCAUCCGGUGGUGGCCCAUCCGGUGGUAGCCCAGCCGGUGGUCGCGCAUUCAGUCGCAGUACCACACCCAGUAGUCGCUGCACCACUUGUACACGCUGCCCCAGUGGUACCAGUGGUACGACACGCCCCCAUCAUAGCUGUACACCAUUGAAAAAUGAACAUAAACCCACAUAGAUUUGAUAUUGUGAAAUAAAAAUUUAAAAAUCAA
Messenger RNA from Galleria mellonella (greater wax moth), 366 nucleotides. RefSeq lists its product as uncharacterized. The coding region runs from base 82 to 309 and encodes 75 amino acids. NCBI's taxonomy places the organism in Eukaryota, Metazoa, Arthropoda, Insecta, Lepidoptera, Pyralidae. The transcript is spliced from 2 exons. The record is from RefSeq and is a predicted model, not a curated record.